Lachancea sp. 'fantastica' is the source of this 660-nucleotide messenger RNA. The record is from the annotation of a GenBank genome assembly. NCBI's taxonomy places the organism in Eukaryota, Fungi, Ascomycota, Saccharomycetes, Saccharomycetales, Saccharomycetaceae.
AUGGCAUUACCUUAUGUUGAGCGAAUAUUACGCAUCAAGACCAGACAGUCGAUCGUUGGAGGGCGGAAGCUAUCUGCUGAAUUGCCAACGAGAAAAUGGCAGGUAGAUCUAUGGAUCCUGGGACCCAACGGUGAGGAAAUACCGGCAAACAUUUUUGAAAAAUGUACAUACCGAUUGCAUCCUACUUUUCCACAACCGAUACUGACCAUGACAGAACCGCCAUUUGCAUUGAAACAGCGUGGAUGGGGUGAAUUUUCAUACCCUAUUCAAUGUUUCUUUCUAAACGGAGGCGGUGAGGUCGAGAUUUUGCACGAUCUUUCAUUCCAAGAAAGCAGCUACUACAGUGAUAUUAGGAUCAAGGUACCGACUCACAUACCCGCUCUUCGCGAAGCUUUGAGCUUGAGUGGACCAGUCCCAUCCGUUGUUGAAGCUACCAGUGUAGAUUCAGAUGCGAUGUCCGAUUUGGACAAUUGCAUAAAAAAGCUGGUAGCAGGCAAUGAAGAACUAGUUACUGAUGUGGUAAACCUGAUAUUGCACCAUCCUAGUGUCUCCAGACAAUUGGAAAAAGUCGGUGUUGCAGACCAGUUUGUGUUCGGUCUGCACCAGCUUCCGGAUUUCUUGUUGAAAGAAGUAUCACAAUUCAUUGAUAAACGUCGUUAG